Molecule: messenger RNA, 1500 nt
Organism: Exophiala bonariae
Lineage: Eukaryota; Fungi; Ascomycota; Eurotiomycetes; Chaetothyriales; Herpotrichiellaceae
Exons: 1
Coding region: 1-1500 (499 amino acids)
Cellular component (GO): cytoplasm
Molecular function (GO): ornithine decarboxylase activity
Source: RefSeq, a predicted model, not a curated record
AUGGCCUCUUUCUGGAAUAAAAUACCUUUCCGUCCAUCGACCAACAAUGGGCGAACACACCGGAUAGAGGCUCUCCAGGCAUCGUUUUUGGGCUGGAUUGUCCCAACCCUAUUCCCGAGUAUUUCCCAGACGAAGCGAUAUGAGAAACUCUGCGAUGGAAAAGAAGAACAAAGAGACCUUACAGAAGCUGGAUGUUGCAAGGAACAACAACGGCCAGAUAUUGAAUUAGUGAAUGCAAAUUCUCUACCCUCGAUACCUGGCUCGGAAUCUGAAUCCAGGAACGGGAUUCACGCGUUGUUGGGCGGCUACCAAACCUCCUUGGACUGCAGCAAAGGGCGCUAUACCUCUCUUCAAAUAGCCAACGACCUCAAACCUGAGAGUCCGAUGACGCUUAUUCACCCCGACGAAACGGUGCGUGUUGCACGAUCUUUCGUCACAAAAUUCCAGGGCCACACAGCUUACGCUGUCAAAGCCAAUGAUAGCCCUGAUUUGCUCUCAAUUCUCUCGACCAGCGGUGUUACCUGGUUCGACGUGGCCUCUAUAAAAGAAGUACGAUUGGUGUUACGGAACUUGCCUGAAGCUACACUGUGUUUCAUGAAUCCUGUCAAAAGUGAAAAGGCCAUCAAGGAGGCAUACUUCGCCCACGGCGUUCGCUCGUUCAGCCUGGACUCCCAUGAUGAGCUGGAAAAAAUUCUACGGUCUACGGCGACAGCGGUUGGCCGUGCAACAGACUUGAACUUAUUUGUUCGACUACGUGUGUUGUCACGAAACGCCAAGUUGAGCCUUGAAUCGAAGUUCGGUGUCUCGGGCCAGGAGGCCCGGCUGUUACUCCAGGCCGUGCAAGUGUCGAAUAAUCAAGUUGGCGUCUGCUUUCAUGUCGGUAGCCAGGUCAUGGGUCGAGGAGAUUUUGCAGCAGGGCUACAACAGGCAUAUUCUAUCACGUUGGAGGCUGAGGUCCACGUCCGUUUCAUCAGUGUAGGCGGUGGGUUCGCGGUCAAGUAUCCCGACAUGGAACCACCUUCUACCUCACAACACCUAGACGAAAUCCACAACGCAUUUCAGAGUCUACCAUUUCCACCUAGCACCAUCCUGAUAGCCGAACCAGGCAGAUGUCUUUCUGCGUGGCAUCAUUCAAUGCUACUACGCGUCGAGAAACGCCGCGGAUCUGCCCUAUAUGUCAACGACGGUGUCUACGGUACAUUCUCCGACGCUGGUCGCCUUAAUUGGCCCUACUUUACCCGACUGCUCCGCGAGUCACCGUCUACGGGGAAGAGCAAGCCCUUCACGCUGUAUGGACCGACAUGUGAUACGCUAGACAAAUUUGGACCGUGGAAUUUACCCAGAGACGUGAAAGCCGGUGAUUAUCUGGAGGUAUUUGGAUUAGGAGCUUACGGAAGUGUCAUGAGAACGCGGUUCAAUGGCUGCGAUGCGUAUGAAAGCAUGGUGGUACAGGAUGAACCGAUUGAUUUGGUGAUCGAGAGGUAUUAUCAAAGUCGCUGA